AAUCUGCUAUUUUUACAGUUAUAUUAUAACUACACUACAUUGAAUCCCUCGUUUCGCCGGCUUUUUUGAAAUAUGCAGAUCUAUCAUGAUAAGCCGAGUAAACGCAAAGCAUUUAAUUCGAAGAAUGAAGAUGGAGUGAAAAAAAGGAAAACUGCUACGUACACUGAGAGCAAACGCCAUGUUUGCCAAGAAUGUGGGAAAGUAUUAAGCACACCAAACGCUCUAAAUAGACACAUGCUCAUUCACAAAGGAGACAGGCCAUUCGAAUGUGAGAUAUGUAACAAGAAGUUCACUCAAAGUGGUCAUUUGACCAGACAUAUAUCAGUGGUACAUAUGGGAGAGAGAAAAUACCCCUGUGAUGUCUGUGGAAAACACUUCUCAGAAAUGUCUCAUGUAAAGAAGCAUUACGCCAGAAUACACGCGGCAAAAGAAGCAGUCAAUAACAAGCCAAUGCCAUUUACCUGCGAAGUUUGUGGGAAACCCUUUAUGUUUGAAUUAUAUUUGAAUAAUCACAGAGUCGUGCACACCGGGGAAAAACCUUAUACAUGCGAAGUUUGUGGCAAAUGCUUCGGUUAUAAAUCAUCCUUGAACAAACAUAUGCUAACACACAUGGGACAAAAUCAUGUCAGAAGACCUUUUGCACGUGAAAUAUGCGGAGCCAAGUAUGAGAAGAAACUUAAACUGCAACAGCACAGCGUUGUACACACUGGCGUAAAACCAUACUCUUGCGAUCUGUGUGGGAAAACUUUUGGGUGGAAAAAAAGCGUAAGAAUACACAAGAUAUCAUCGUGCUUUGCCAAACAUGCACAUUCAGAAACUCACUCGUGAAUGUAAAAGCAUUUACGUUGUGUAAGUCUUAGAACACUUUCGUUUGCAUAUUCAUCUCACACACCGCUCUUGGUGUUGUUUUUGUUUUAUAUCAGGUUUUAGGACAUACGUUGAUACUUUUUUAACCGAAGUGCUCGAUUUUUUUCUCCCACUUUUGUAUUUAUUACUGUUAUGCAUAAAUCACCAGUGUCUCCGCUCAAAUAAUUAUUGUUUUUUUUUGGCCCUCCUCAAAUAUGAAAUAGUAUUUUUUACUCUAUUUUAUAUUUUUGUUUGUACAAAAUGUCUUUUCAUUAUGUUAUUAAAUAAACGACCGAUUUGUGUUAUCUGCAAA
Styela clava is the source of this 1159-nucleotide messenger RNA. NCBI's taxonomy places the organism in Eukaryota, Metazoa, Chordata, Ascidiacea, Stolidobranchia, Styelidae. The record is from RefSeq and is a predicted model, not a curated record.